Molecule: messenger RNA, 2815 nt
Organism: Hydra vulgaris (swiftwater hydra)
Lineage: Eukaryota; Metazoa; Cnidaria; Hydrozoa; Anthoathecata; Hydridae
Source: RefSeq, a predicted model, not a curated record
AUGUGGAGGAACAAAAAAAGUUGUGCAUUAGGAAAUGGUUUAAUCACUAAGACAUAUUUUUACGCAAGAGUUGGUAAAACAUAUACUAACAAUUUUGAAAAGCAUGAAUAUAUGUUGCAAAAUGGAAAAAAAGCAUUGGUUCAUUACUUGGGCAAUGAAAAAUCAUAUGUUGAUAGAUGUCAUGGAAAUUCAACAAAAUCAAAAUCUUUUUUUUACAGAUCAUCGCAUUAUGUUUUUGAUCAAGUUUUGGCUCAAGGGAAAAAUAAACCCAUGGAUGCAUAUAGGAGCCUUUUAUCAAAUGACCCAGGUGGUCAUAUUUCAACUUCUAUUAUUCCAAGAAAUCCUAAACAGGUUGCAAAUAUUAUGACAAGAAAUGCUGAAAAAAAUAAUUUUCAUAAUAAGGAUGAGGUUUGGAAUAGUCAUCUUGUUGCGUAUUCCAUUCAUCCAUUUGUUCGAAAAAUAGAAAGCUAUCCAGACAUCUGUAUUGUUAUGUGUUGUGAAAAAAUUGUUGCACAAAUGGAAGAAAUCUGUAAAAGCCAUGAGAUAUUAGUUGAAAAACCAGUUAAAAGUGAUCUUCCAAAACUUGUUUAUUCAAUAUCCUCAUUAGCAAAGGAUAUAUUAAAUAAAAACGGAGUUGUAUUUGUUCCCCAAAAUCGAAGUUGGUCAGUGAAAGAAUCAGAAACAAUUAUUCAUUCUGUAAAUUUGAACCCACCUGCACAUUGUACUUGUGGUGCCUCGAAAAAUUGUGUUCACAUUUUAGCAGUUCAAUAUCUCUCUGGAAAUGUAAAUAGUUUAGAACACUUUGAAGGGAAAAAAAGAAACUUAACUUCACUUAUACAAAAAAAUAGGCUUAAAGUUGAGAGAAAAUCAGGCAAAAAAAAACCAAGGAAAUGUGAUAUUGAUUCGAAUUUAAAAACAUUGAAUUUUUGUGAACUUGCAGUUCCAAAAAAUGAAAGUUUCAGUAUAAAGCAGAAUGAGCAAUCUACUGUGCCUGAAAUAAAAUACCCUAUUUCAAGAGGACUUCAAUGGGGUGUUGGUUUGGUUUUAAACAGUUGCACAAUUGAUAACACUUUAACAAUGUUGAAGUUGCGUUGCCAUGCAGAUAAGUACUUUUUAAAUCGCCUUGGUACUUCAGAAGCAGAAAUAGAGCUUAAAAAAGCAAUGAGAUAUUUAAAUAAUGAUGAUGACAAUUAUGGUAAAGAAAUCUGGGCAUCCUUUUUAAAAAGUAAAAUACAAAUUACAAGCUCACCUUGUUUUAACUUAUAUGGAUCAUCUAAAACAUUUUUUUUCAACCACUUUAAAGAAGCAUUUACAUUCGAGAGUGUUGGAAAAUGUUUUACAUGUUUAAAUAGUUCUUUUCAUCUUUUUGAUUUUAUAGAACUGCCUCCAAACCAUGACCCAACAGAUUAUUUGCUAGGUUAUUUGAAAGAUAAAAGAUUGCUUCUAAAUUGUUUAGUUUGUGGCAAUAAAGAAUUAAAUCACUGUGGCACGACAUUAAAAUCUCAAAAUACUUGGAUGAUUGUGAUUGAGUGUGAUAUUCCUAACAUUUCAAUUUCUUCGCUGAUGAAUUUACCAAAAAAAAAUUUAAUUGAAAAAUGUUACUUUUCCUUGGCAUGCAUAACUCUUGGACUUAAUGCUCACUUUACAUCUUUGCACUACAUAAGAGAUCAAUGGUUUUUUUAUGAUGGUAUGCAAAAAAAUGGAAAACUAACCAAGAUGAUACCAUAUAAUUGGCAAAAUAAAGUUGCAAACCAUGUCAUUUAUCUUAUUGAUUAAUGCUUUUUGAACUGAUAUGAAUUGCACUGUAAAGUUUUAAGAUUUUAGAUUCAUUUUUACUAUAUAGUGAUAAUAUUAUAACUAACACGAUAUAUUUAUGUUUUAUAAUAAAAAAGUUGUGUUUUUUUAUUUAUUAGAGUAAUUUCUGUUAUUUAUAUAUAGCUUUUGAAACACUUACAGUGAGUUUGCGAAUAAUUUGAAAGAAGUUUUAGUUAAAAUUUUCCAGAAAAUGUUUUUAAAGUUGUUGCUUUUUUUAUCAAUAAAUCUGGUAUAAUUGGUAUUGUUUUGUUUUGCAUCAUAAUACAAAUUUUCAUAAAAUAGUUAUAUAUUGUUAUAUAUUUUCAUGUUAUGUAAAACUUCUUUAACAUAGAUAGAUUUAUGUAACAUAGACACCCAAAAAUUGCGAUAUAGGUUGACAUCUAUUUCAAAUGAUAUCAAAAAUUAACUUUGAAUAUGGGUGUAUGUAAAAACACUGGCAACCAGCUUGUAUGCCAAUAUAUAAAAGUCUCAUUGACCCAUGUUUCAGUGUAUGCUGAUGUAGCUUUUAAAAUGUGAGAGGGCAAGGAAAUUAGACGUUACAGUACUUUUCACAAACUAAUCUGGCUUUAGUCUAUAUACUACAAGAAGUAAUAAAAAAAAUCAAUUUCAGAAGAUUACCAAUCCUUUCUUCCUGGCAUCUUUCAAAAACUCUUAAAAGUGAAUUUGGCAUUGACAGAUACUAAAUGGCGAUAAUUAUGUUAUAUCAGCAAAACGAGUAAUGAACAGUUUUAGUCUUCAACGGUUGAAAUUACUCAGCAAACAUGAAUUCAUUGAAGAAACUGAUUGUCGUUGCUCUAGCAUAAAGAUCGUUGCACGAUCGACCUGAUAAAAGAUGAAAUUACUUAUAUAUGUGAUUAAUUAAAAAAAGACAAUUAGUUUGUAAAUAAUCAGGUGAAUGGUAGCCUUUAUUAUAUGGCUGGUUGUGUUCAGCACAGGAUGUUGUGCAUAGUUAAUGUAACAAUAUCAGUUUUUCAGUUCCAAAAUUAAAAAUUAUGUUUCA